Messenger RNA from Trematomus bernacchii (emerald rockcod), 2131 nucleotides. RefSeq names its product tyrosine kinase receptor Cad96Ca. The transcript has 11 exons. Gene Ontology annotation, cellular component: signaling receptor complex. Gene Ontology annotation, biological process: multicellular organism development; positive regulation of kinase activity; protein phosphorylation. The coding region runs from base 465 to 1709 and encodes 414 amino acids. Gene Ontology annotation, molecular function: ATP binding; transmembrane receptor protein tyrosine kinase activity. Lineage: Eukaryota; Metazoa; Chordata; Actinopteri; Perciformes; Nototheniidae. The record is from RefSeq and is a predicted model, not a curated record.
GCUCAUGUUGUGGUUGACAGACAAUGAGCGCUUUUCGUGGUGACAAUAUAGACGGGCAGGAGGGUUAACUCAACACAUGGUGGAAUUUUAAGCUCCAACAGAGACAGACAGACAGCUUCGGUUUCAGCUGGGUUCUGAUCAGCAUCAAACUGGUGUUCAUCAAAAAACACAGGUACAGCUUUUAAGAAUCAUAAUAGAGCAUUUCAUGUGAUUGUAUGAGCUCAAUGUGUCUUUUCGGUGCGUUCUUAUUGUUUUGGGCUUCAGGUUUGAAAGGAUGUUCUCACAGCAAACUCCUAAAACGUUAGUAUCGUACCUCCUCUUGUUAUUAAUGACAUACAAGAUAGUUUGUUUGAUUUAUGAUUACGUAUACAUCAUGAAUAUAGUCCCUGUUUAUUCUUUUUGACUGUGUUCUUUUAAAUGCUAUAAUAUUACCUUUUAGAAUGUGGUGACAUUCUGUUAUAGCCAUGGAAGAAGAAAAAAUUAAUGAUACCAGCAGUUCAGGCCAUCAAUUGGGACCACCUGUCUUCAUCCUCACAGGGGCCCUCUCCAUCACGGUCCUGGUGUUCACAGUGCUGGGGAUCGUGUGUCUCAGAAAAUAUCGUUCUUUGGUCCGGACCAUUCGAGAGCUGCGGGGCAGCAGGUUGUUGAUGACUGCAGUUCCUCGGCUGGAAACUCUGAUCGCGCCAGCAGUGGUGGAGGAAGAAGAUCAGCUUACUCAGAUCCCCCAGAUCCCCCAGCAGCAGAGCAGGACAAUCAGGCUCUCCUCUCGGAGGCUAUGGAGAAGCUUGCAGCAGGGUCCUCGUGUUACCAAGUCAGACCUGAACCUGUUGCAGCUGAUCAAAGCAGGAAAGGAGGGUGUCUUCUACCAAGCCAGGAUGACCAGGGGGACGUGUAAAGGCCACAGCAUGUUCACCUGCAAGAUCAGCAAGGAAGGUGUCCGUCCUAAGCAUGUGGACACGGAGGUUUCCAUCAUGAGAAAACUGGUGCACCACAAGAACAUCCUCCAGUUACUGGACUGGAACACCACUGAGGAACCUUACAUUCUGAUCAUGGAGUAUGUGACAUAUGGCACUCUGAGGACCUUCCUGCAGACCAACAGAGCUCAUUUAAGUGAAGACCCUGAGCUGCAGAGCCUCCUCACCAUCGCCUCCUACCACAUCGCUCUGGCCCUGCAGCACCUGCGCUCCAAAAUGAUUGUGCACUGUGACCUGGCUCUGAGGAACAUCAUGGUCAAUAAGUUUCCCUGGGAGGUAAAGGUGGCGGAGUUCGGACUGGCUCGAGAUUUAACGCGCAUGACAAGCCGCCGCAGCAGCAGCAGCCGCUGGAGAAACCCAAGGCGUGUGCCGCUGCGAUGGUACCCACCGGAGUACUUCAAGAACAACUAUUACAGCUUCAAAGGAGACGUGUGGGCCUUCGGCAUCGUGCUGUGGGAGAUGCAGACAUUUGGUACACUGCCAUACCCAAACCUCGAGACAUCAGAAGCGGUCAUGUAUCACAUCUGUAUUGGUCAUAAGAACACAAACCCUGAAGGCUGCAGACCAGAGAUACUUCAUAUCAUGAAAGACUGUUGGCUGGAGCCCUACACUCUGAGACCCUCGUUCACAGACAUCGUCCGCAUGCUGGAGAACAUCAUGGAAAGCGAUGCGGAUUAUGUGGAUGUUGAAAGUCCACUUUUGCUGAAAGAGGAGGCUGAAUAUCAUGAAGCUUGAUGUCUACGGGCAGCCAGCGUCACCUUGGAAGAUGCAAAUACCGUCUAAGUAUCAGAAAGAUGUUUUCUGAACAAUUUAAUGUAUUUAAAACAAAUCUAAAUGGGUUUGUUUGCUUUGUUAAGGCUGCAUUGAUCUACUAAGCCUUUCAAGCGCUUUCUAAAAUAUAGCAACUGUAAAAUGAUCACACAUCAACAAAUCAACAGAGAGCAUGGUCAAAAUGAUGUACUUAUAUAUUCUUGUUAAGAACUGUAAAUUAUAUUUUAUGUUGUAUUUUCCCCUUAUAAAUGUGUUUAUAUUUAAUUUUGUAUCCAUCCUGUUGAUAACUCAUCUAUAGCCUAAUGUUGAUUUUCUGUGAUGCUCUUUUUUGCCUUGAGCUCUGUUCAUGUUUACUUUCAGAAAUACACUUUCUUAUUUAUUAAUAA